UUAAUAUCGUGCUUCUGAAAGAUGCUGCAGCCCGGGAGAUCAAAGAACCAUAAAUCCAGCGCAGCCCCUCCUCCGUGCCCUGUGGUAGAACCACUAGACCUCACUCCUCUUCCAGAGCCUGGGAGUUCUGGCUUCCAGCCCUUCACUGCUCUAACCACCAGACCCCACUCCCCUGCCUGAGCUGGGACUAGCUCCCCAGCAGGAUGCGGUAGCUGACCCGUGGGAGGGGAGGCUCAGACUCCCUUGAGGACGUGCUGGUUCACAUCUCGCACGAGGAAGUAACGAUUGCAUCUCUCAUCCUUUCUGCGUGGAUUUCCGAGGAGAGGGACCAGUGGGGUUUCCUGGAGCGCAGCCACAGCCACAACAUAACCAGCCGCCUGGGUACAGGAAACUCACUCCCCAGCUGGGACUCAGGAGACCAGCCAACAGCUCGUCCCUGACACAUCACUUGGGGUGGCUCCCAGCCUGGACACCUGGGUUCCAGCCCUUCUGCAGGCUCCCAGUGCACUGGCUGCUGGAAAGGAGAAGCCGAGACGAUGAGCGCGACCAUUUGCACCCCGGUGGUUCUCACCGUCUACAUCUUCACCUUCCUGAUCGGUCUCCCGUCCAACCUCCUGGCCUUCUACACCUUCCUGGUGAAGGUCCGCCAGAAACCCACCCCCGUCGACAUCCUUCUCCUCAACCUGACCAUCUCCGACAUCUCCCUCCUCAUCUUCCUCCCCUUCAAGAUGGUGGAGGCCAUCUCAGAUAGGGCGUGGACCUUGCCCGCUUUCCUCUGCCCACUCACCAACUUCUUCUUCUACAGUAGCGUCUACAUCAGCUCCCUCUUCCUCAUGGCCGUCAGCAUUGAGCGCUACUUGGGCGUGGCCUUUCCCAUCAAGUACAAGCUCCGGCGCCGGCCAGCCUAUGCCACCGCUGCCUCCGUGGUGUUCUGGGUGGUGGGCUGUGCCCACUGCAGCAUCGUCUACAUUGUCCAGUACCAAGACCCGAGCCAGAACUGGACUGCACCCUUCAACAACGCGUCCAACUGCUACGAAGAUUUCUCCCCUAGGCAGCUCCGGGUCCUGCUCCCUGUCCGGCUGGAGCUCUUCCUGUUCCUCUUCUGCCUCCCCUUCAUCGUCACCAUCUUCUGCUACGUCAACUUUGUCCGUAUCCUGGUGGCCCUGCCCAACAUCCCGGCCCGGAGGAAGCAGCGGGCCGUGGGCCUGGCCGUGGCCACCUUGUUCAACUUCAUAGUCUGCUUCGCCCCCUACAACCUGUCCCACGUGGUGGGCUUUGUCCAGAACAAGAGCCCCUCCUGGAGGGUGUACGCUCUUCUCCUCAGCACCCUCAACGCUGCCCUGGACCCCGCCAUCUUCUACUUCUCCUCCACUGCUGUCCAACGGGCCUUCACCAAGUGCCUCGCCGGCCUGUGGCACAAACUCAGCGCCUUCAUGGCCCGGUGCCAUCUCCCCUGCUUGACUUGCUGCGGGGAAGGGGGCAGAGAUGUGGAGGCGGCCAGUGGGGACGAGGCUGAGGGUUCAACGACUUGACUCCCAGGGUGAGACCAACUCUCUGUUUCCUCCGCAGAGCUUCCUUGUCCCAUGCGUCGCAAGAGAAAGAGAUCCUGCACCUCAGCCAGGGACGGCAUCUUCUGUCCUUCCCUGCACCACCCGAGAGUAGACAGCAGCACGUGGCAGGGCUUGGAGUUGGUGCCCAACUUCCACAAGGCUUUGGCCUACUUGAGCUUCUAUGUGGUUGGCUAAACUUGGCUUCAGAGGGCUUUGGUUGACCUGAAGUCGGGGUCGCCAUGGUGUCAAGGGCCACAACCGAGCAGUUGACCAAGCUCCCACCGGACUUUGGCUUAC
This is a messenger RNA of Mauremys mutica (yellowpond turtle), 1847 nucleotides long. RefSeq names its product free fatty acid receptor 2-like. Lineage: Eukaryota; Metazoa; Chordata; Testudines; Geoemydidae. The transcript has 2 exons. Gene Ontology annotation, cellular component: plasma membrane. Gene Ontology annotation, biological process: G protein-coupled receptor signaling pathway; cellular response to fatty acid. Gene Ontology annotation, molecular function: G protein-coupled receptor activity. The record is from RefSeq and is a predicted model, not a curated record. Bases 537 to 1532 code for a protein of 331 amino acids.